AUGGCUCAGAUGGAGCACUGCGGCUUCGUGUCAGCACUCCUCAUCAUCAUCGAUGUUGGACAGACGUUGAAGCUAAAGGAUAAGUCGGCCCCAAUGCGCCCUUCCCCCCUGCGUCAGUCCUCAUCAUUCAGCCAACCGGAGCACGGCCGGCGUAUACAAUAG
Parastagonospora nodorum SN15 is the source of this 162-nucleotide messenger RNA. RefSeq lists its product as hypothetical. Bases 1 to 162 code for a protein of 53 amino acids. The record is from RefSeq and is a predicted model, not a curated record. Lineage: Eukaryota; Fungi; Ascomycota; Dothideomycetes; Pleosporales; Phaeosphaeriaceae. The transcript has 2 exons.